Molecule: messenger RNA, 1234 nt
Organism: Coprinopsis cinerea okayama7#130
Lineage: Eukaryota; Fungi; Basidiomycota; Agaricomycetes; Agaricales; Psathyrellaceae
Product: stomatin family protein
Exons: 6
Coding region: 197-1234 (345 amino acids)
Cellular component (GO): membrane
Source: RefSeq, a predicted model, not a curated record
AUAAAGAUCUUCAAGAUUUUCAUUACCAUUUUCUGACGACAUUCAAGACUCUUCUAGUCUCGGCUUUCACUUUUGAACCUCGACGACGAUGAGCCUUUCGACAGUAUCAACGCGUACCUUGAGUUCGUUGUCUCAUUCACCGACGACGGCUGCGCUGGCACGAACGGCAGGCGCGGUACUGCUCCGACGAGCAGCUAUGGACCCACGUUCUCGAGCUUUGCUCAGACCUCGACUUGCGGGUGGCCAAUUACAGUCUCGGAGGAAUUUCAUCACUAUCAUUGAGCAAGCGCAUGAGGGAUGGCGGUUAACUUUCGGGCGGAAUCCUGUACCGCUCAAACCUGGUUUGAACAUCGCCAUUCCGGUCGUUCAUACGGUCCUGAACGUGGACAUGCGGGAAACCUCCAUUGCCAUCCCCAACCUCCCGGGCUACACCUCGGAUAACGUCCCAGUGACAUGUUCAGGCUCGUUAUUCUAUCGAGUAACUGACAGUUACAAGUCAUGCUUCGCAGUCUCAAACGUAGCUGAAAACGUCAAGAACACCGGAACCUCCGCAGUUCGAUCCGUACUCGGCUCAUUCACCUACGACCAAGUCAUCGCCGACCGUAACGAGCUGAACAAACGACUGAACCAGGUCAUCGGGAACUCGAUACAAGGUUGGGGUGUGGAAUGCACGAGGUUCGAGAUUCAGAACUUCCAACCUGCCAACCGGGAAGUCGAGCGACAACUCGAGCUGCAAAUGGAAGCGGAGAGGAACAGGAGGAAGCAGAUGCUCGACACGCAAGCUCAGAUCAACGUGGCGGAGGGUAUGAAGCAGCGUGUCAUUCUGGAGAGUGAGGGUCACCUCCAAGCCAAAUCGAACGAAGCCGAUGCAGCCUUCAAAACCGUCGUGCGAGAAGCCGAAGCACGGAAACAACAAUCCCUAAUGGAAGCCUCCGCCCUCGCACAACAAGUCACCGAAAUCGCUCGCUCCCUUUCCAACUCGGAGGAACCAAGCCCAGAAGACAAACAACGCGCCCUCGCAGCCCUCAUCGAAAUUAAACGCCUCGAACAACUCAAGGCUAUCGCAGCAAGCCAGUCCAACAGCACGUACUUCUUUGGAGACAAGGCUUCGAUGGGUGUGGGGAGUGGUGUCGAGGCGUUCAAUGUCGACUAUGCGCAGCAUGUGAAGAAGGGGAUUGAGGGUAAUUUGGACGCAAAGGGGAAGAAGAUUGACCCUAGCCCUGUUGCGCUUUGA